Salvia miltiorrhiza (redroot sage) is the source of this 342-nucleotide messenger RNA. Its product is annotated as NADPH-dependent aldehyde reductase-like protein, chloroplastic. The record is from RefSeq and is a predicted model, not a curated record. The coding region runs from base 1 to 342 and encodes 113 amino acids. NCBI's taxonomy places the organism in Eukaryota, Viridiplantae, Streptophyta, Magnoliopsida, Lamiales, Lamiaceae. The transcript has a single exon.
AUGGCACCAAGCUCCGCCUCCGCAGAUCUCCACGGCCGCGUAGCAAUUGUAACCGAAGCUUCGCGCGGAAUCGACCGCGCAAUCGCCAUCCACCUCCGCUCACUCGGCGCCAAGCUAGUCAUCAACUACACUUCCAGCUCAACCCAAGCCGAUCUCCUGGCUUCCGAGCUCAACGCCGAAGCCACCGACAGCUGUCCAAUCGCCGUUGCUGUCAAGGCCGACGUGUCUAAUCAGGAAGAGGUCAGAUCGCUCUUCGAUCGAGCGGAGCAGGAAUUCAAAACUCCGGCGCACAUCCUCAUAAACUGCGCUGGAGUUUUUGGAUCCCAAGUAUUCCACAAUUAA